Messenger RNA from Phytophthora nicotianae INRA-310, 1345 nucleotides. RefSeq lists its product as hypothetical. The record is from RefSeq and is a predicted model, not a curated record. NCBI's taxonomy places the organism in Eukaryota, Oomycota, Peronosporomycetes, Peronosporales, Peronosporaceae. The transcript has 4 exons. Bases 185 to 1345 code for a protein of 386 amino acids. Gene Ontology annotation, molecular function: NAD binding; oxidoreductase activity, acting on the CH-OH group of donors, NAD or NADP as acceptor.
GCGUGUCUACCUGGUUUACACCCGAUGAGUGCUUCUCAAGGCACAAGGCAAGCAUGUGAUGUGGCAAACACCUCAGUGAUACUGUACUUGGCGCGUCGUCUUUGGAACCACCUUGAUUUCAUCGAGACCGCACACUACCAAAAAGAACUCCAAACUCCAAACACUAACCCACGCACCUGCACAUAUGAUGCAGCGCUGCAUAGCCUCAUUCGGCCGCCGCCAGAGUUGCUCGAUGUCACGCCGAUGGUUGCCAGUUCUUGCACAACGCGACUUCGUCACCACCCAGCAGCGCAAGGGCAUGCGUGUUGGCUUCUUCUCGGCACACAACUACGAGAUCGGCGCGAUGAAAGCUUUGGCCGAGUGUGCAGGGAUCGCUAAGGACAACGAACUUGUCUUCUUCUCCAACCGGCUUACGCAACAAACCACGCAGCUGGCUGAGGACUGCGAGGGCGUCUGCAUCUUCGUCAACGACGUCGCUGACGCGACUUCGCUGCGCAGACUCUACGACCGUGGCACUCGCGUGCUUUUCCUGCGUUGCGCUGGUUUCGACAUGGUGGACCUUGACGUGGCCAAGGAGCUUAACAUGCCCGUUGUGCGCGUGCCGGCGUAUUCUCCUUACGCUGUAGCCGAACAUGCUGCCGCCUUGAUGAUGACGCUGAACCGCAAGACACACCGUGCUUUCAACCGCACGCGCGAGCAAAACUUCCGGCUUACGGGUCUGAUGGGCUUUGAUAUGAACGGCAAAACGGUGGGUAUCAUUGGUACGGGCAAGAUCGGUGCCAUCUUCGCGCGUAUUUGCAAGGGCUUCGGAUGCCGCAUCGGUGCCCUGUUCGCUCGUAUCGCUGCUGGCUUCGGUGCCAAAGUACUCGGCUACGAUGUGGUGCAGAACCCCGAGGCUCUGAGCUAUGGUGUCGAAUACGUUUCGCUGGACGAGAUGUGGAAGCGCGCUGACAUCAUCUCGCUGCACUGCCCGCUGUUCCCUUCCACCAAACACACGAUCAACGCCGACAGCAUCUCAAAGAUGAAGAAGGGUGUCACGAUUAUUAACACGAGCCGUGGCGGUUUGAUCGACAACAAGGCCCUUGUGGAUGGCCUGAAGAGUGGCAAGGUCGGCGCAGUGGGUCUUGAUGUGUUCGAGGGUGAGGGUGCAUACUUUUACUCGGAUCGCUCGGGUGUUGUCAUCCAAGACGAGACCUUAGCUCGCUUAUUCACGUUCGCGAACGUACUGAUCACGGGUCACCAGGCUUUCUUCACCAAGGAGGCCCUGGACAACAUUGCCCUGACGACUUUCGCUAAUGUGAAGGCGUACGAGGCCAAGAAGACGCUGGUGAACGAGGUCAAGUAA